This is a messenger RNA of Photinus pyralis (common eastern firefly), 1634 nucleotides long. RefSeq names its product xaa-Pro aminopeptidase 3-like. The record is from RefSeq and is a predicted model, not a curated record. Gene Ontology annotation, molecular function: metalloaminopeptidase activity; manganese ion binding. Gene Ontology annotation, cellular component: mitochondrion. Lineage: Eukaryota; Metazoa; Arthropoda; Insecta; Coleoptera; Lampyridae. The transcript is spliced from 8 exons. The coding region runs from base 94 to 1605 and encodes 503 amino acids.
UGGCUAUAGUAACGGCAACGUGCACAAUCUGGCAAUAGCGAGAACGUUGUGCCAUAAAAAUUCUUGUUAACCUACAAAUAAAUUUCAAACAAAAUGUUAAUAUACUUUAAAAAUUCCAUUCGUAUUACCACUAAAAAUAUUUGUAAUAGCAUUUCUGUACGGCUAUGUAGUAAUUUACCAAAAAGUAAGUCCUGCAGUCAACUUUCCGUUAAGGCGUAUGGUCAACCGACCGCCACAACACAUCCUCAUUUAAUAAAAGAUGGAGAAAUCACCCCAUUUAUUCAACGCUCCGAAUUUCAAGAGCGUCGUCAAAGACUGGUGGAAUCAAUUGUAGCUCAUUCGUUAAACUGUGAUAAAAAUAGUAAAACGCACCUUAUUGUUAUACCGUCUGCGUCAAAACAAUUCAUGUCCGAUAAAAUACCUUACGUUUUUCGGCAAAAUAGCGAUUUUUUAUACUUAAGCGGCUGUUUAGAACCUGACAGCUGUUUGGUGCUAGCGACGUCCAACUCGUUAAAUAAUCAUCACGCCGUCAUGUUCAUGCGUGAAAAAGACAGCCAUUCUGAACUUUGGGAUGGUCCGCGUACGAGCUGUGAGGACUGCAUCAACUUAUUCGGCGUAGAACAAGCAUUGCCAAUUACAGAAUUAGGCAAAUAUUUAGAAUGUUACAUGAAAUCGAAUGGACGAGCGAUGUUAUGGUAUGAUUUUUUGGCACCAAUUCAAAAAACUGUAGACAGUGUAAUGAAAGAAUUUCUUGAUGAAAAAUUUAACAAAAUGUGGGAAUCACCGAUAAUGUUUGUACAUAGAUUACGUUUAAUUAAAUCGCACGCCGAAAUACAACUAAUGCAAAAGUCCUGUGAUAUUGCGGCAGAAUCCAUAGCAAAUACGAUUUCCUUCUCGAGACCAGGUGUGACGGAGCACCAAAUAUUCGCUCAUGUUGAUUACGAAUGUAAAAUGAAAGGCGCCGAAUACCUCGCUUAUCCCCCAGUUGUCGCUGGAGGUAAUCGUGCUAAUAUCAUUCACUAUAUCAACAACAAUCAGGUUGUUGCAAAUAAUGAGAUGGUGCUUAUGGAUGCAGGUUGCGAAUACCACGGUUACAGCAGUGAUAUAACGAGAACAUGGCCAGUUAACGGGAAAUUCACACCGGAACAGGCUGUUGUUUACGAAAUACUUUUAGACAUACAAAAAAGAUUAAUCGAACUGUGCUACACUUUUCCUAGCUUGGAUAACUUAUUUGAUGCGAUGUGUUCAAUGCUGGGAAAACAUUUGGAGGAAAGUGGUUUGAUACGUAGGAGUUUUACUGAGAAUCCUGUUAGGGUAGCUUAUAAGUUUUGUCCACACCACGUUUCACAUUAUUUGGGAAUGGACGUACAUGACACACCCUCAGUUCCUCGGAAUAUACGAGUUCAACCUGGAAUGAUCAUCACUAUGGAACCGGGUAUGUACAUACACAGUGGACUGAAAGUGCCAAAGGAAUAUCAAGGUAUGGGGAUUAGAAUUGAAGAUGACGUUCUUAUAACAAAUGACGGUCCUGUCGUUUUAACAAAAAAGUGCCCAAAUAAAUUAGAGGAUAUCGAAAAAAUUGCGAGUGAAAACCAAAGAGCUUGAAAAUAUUUUAGUAAAAUGAAUACAAUUUU